AUGUAUUUAUAUACAUACACAUGUACAUUGAUCUUACAUACAACAUAUAUUGGUACAAAUCUAUCUAUCUAUCUAUCUAUCUAUCUAUCUAUCUAUCUAUCUAUCUAUCUAUCUCAGUUAUUAUCUAUACAUCACAACCUGUCUAUAUUUAUCUCAGUUCUUUUCUGUAUUUCACAAUCUGUUCAUAUCUAUCUAUCUAUCUAUCUAUCUAUCUAUCUAUCUAUCUAUCUAAUAAUAUACAUUUCUGCAAUUAUAAAAUUUAAGUGGAAAGCAAAAUUCUGGCAGUAUUUCACGGUGAUUCACUUUCACCACUCCUCUUCCGUCUUCCUCUAUUUCCCUCUCCUCUUCCUUCUUCUUUUCCCUUCUUCUCUUCAUUCUUUCUCUAUUCCCCUCCCCUCUUCCGGCUUUCUCUUUUCCCUUCUUCUUUCCGUCUUCCUCUUUUCCUUUCUCCUCUUCAGUCUUUCUCUAUUCCCUUCCCCUUUUCCGUCUUCCUUUUUUCCCUUAUCCUCUUCCGUCCUCCUCGUUUCCCUUCUCCUCAUCCGUCUUCCACUUUUUCUAUAUCCUCUUACGUCUUCCUCUUUUCCUCUCUUCUCUUCCGCUUUUCUCUUUUGCUCUCUCCUCUUCCUUUUUUUUCCCUUCUCCUCUUCCGUCUUUCUCUUUUCUCCUCUCCUCGUCCGUUUUCCUCUAUUCCCCUCUCCUAUUCCGUCAUUCUUUUUUCCCUUCUCUUCCGUCUUUCUCAAUUCUCCUCUUCCGUCUUUCUCUUUUCUCCUCUCCUCGUCCGUCUUCCUCGUUUCCCCUCUCCUCGUCCGUUUUCCUCUAUUCCCCUCUCCUAUUCCGUCUUCCUCGUUUCCCUUCUCCUCUUCCGUCUUCCUCUUUUCUCCUUUGUCCAAAUAG
Acanthosepion pharaonis is the source of this 894-nucleotide messenger RNA. The record is from the annotation of a GenBank genome assembly. Lineage: Eukaryota; Metazoa; Mollusca; Cephalopoda; Sepiida; Sepiidae.